GCGCCGGCGGCAGCCGGCGCUGCGGCCAUCGUGCGCGGGGAGGCAGGGGCUGCGGCCUGCUGUCCGCCUGGCGCCGCGGCGGCCGUCUCCUAUGGAGGACGAGGACUGCCCUGACCUGAUCCCGAUAGACCCCGGCGGCGCGGGGGGAGCCCAGGCCGGCGCCGACGCGAAGAUCCCGGUCACCAUCAUCACGGGCUACCUGGGUGCUGGGAAAACAACUCUUCUAAAUUACAUAUUGACAGAGCAACAUAGUAAAAGAAUAGCAGUUAUAUUAAAUGAGUUUGGAGAAGGAAGUGCAUUGGAGAAAUCGCUGGCAAUCAGUCAAGGGGGAGAACUCUAUGAAGAGUGGCUGGAGCUCAGAAAUGGUUGCCUGUGCUGUUCAGUAAAGGACAAUGGUGUGAAGGCUAUUGAGAAUCUGAUGCAAAAGAAAGGAAAAUUUGACUAUAUAUUAUUAGAAACAACUGGUCUGGCAGAUCCAGGAGCUGUGGCUUCCAUGUUCUGGGUGGAUUCUGAGCUAGGAAGUGACAUAUAUCUUGAUGGCAUUGUAUCUGUGGUUGAUGCAAAGUAUGGAUUGCAGCAUUUAACAGAGGAGAAGCCAGAAGGCCUCAUCAAUGAAGCAUCUAGGCAAGUUGCAUUAGCUGAUCUUAUAAUCAUCAAUAAAACAGAUUUGGUUUCAGGGGAAGAGCUGAAUAAAAUCAAAGCAUCUGUCAGAUCAAUAAAUGGACUUGUCAAAAUUAUAGAAACACAAAGAUCAAGAGUUGAUCUCUCCAGUGUAUUGGACCUCCAUGCUUUUGACAGCUUAUCUGGAUUAAGUUUGAAGAAAAAGCUUCAGCAUGUAAAGACAACACACCCACAUCUAGAUAAGGGUAUAAUUACAGUAACAUUUGAAGUUCCAGGAAACAUAAUAGAAGAAAAUCUAAAUCUCUUCAUUCAGAAUCUUCUGUGGGAGAAGAAUGUGAAAGAUAAGACUGGAUGCACCAUGGAUGUCAUAAGACUGAAAGGACUGGUAUCUAUUCAAGGCAAAUCUCAUCAGGUGAUAGUUCAGGGUGUCCACGAACUCUAUGAUUUGGAAGAGACUUCAGUAGGCUGGAAGAAAGAUGAAAAGAGAACAAAUAGACUGGUUCUAAUAGGCAGAAAUUUGGAUAAAGAGAUCCUCAAAGAAGAAUUUAUAGCCACUGUAACAGGGAAACAGGGAAACAGUUGACAUCAUGCUCCAAAGAAGAUGGACAGUCUUAACACUGCAAGUUUUUUAUGAUAAAAAAGACUGAAUGACAUGCAGUACAGUAGCUUUUUUCUGCUCAUGCAGUUUACACAACAGUUUUAAGUCUUGUUACAAAUUCCAACUCACCUGCUGUUUGAAGAGCAGCUCUUACAGUCUAGAAUCAAACACAGUAAAUCCUAGCAGUUUGGAUUUGGCUUAAGUUAUGUCAAAACUUUAUUUAGCUUUUCAGAAAAACUGCUAAGUAAAUUACUUUUGUUUAUAUUGUAUGUGAAAAGAGGCCACAAAGUAUUGUAGAAGAAAUAUUUGGUAAACAUGUUUCAAACCUAGUACUUUCUCCUCCUAACACUUUUUUUUACUACUGGAAAUCAAAUUCUAUUGAUUACUACAAGUAAUGUAAUCAUAGUAAAAUGUAUUUAAUGCUUGCUAUUAAACUCUCUUAAAAUCUCUUCACAUUUGCUUUGUGAUUUGUGAAUGUGUAUGUCCAUCCCAGGUAAACGUAUUGUAUUAAUAGGUAUUGUAUAUUGUAUUAAUAGGUAAACCUAUUGUAUUAAUUAAACUAAAAAUACAUAGACAGCAGAGCCACAAGACCAGUUGGAAUAUAUUACUAUCUGCAUAAUUACUACAAAUUCAGCAUCCAGUCACGUAGUCACAGUGUUGAAAGUCACUGACCUCUCAGAUCUUCUGGGCCUUGACCCUGCUAGUUCAAGAUGGUGGGGAGGGCAGCACAUUUUUCACUGUGUUGUCUAGACUGUCCAGUGUGAAUUGUCAUGCAAUUCUUUGAUGCUGUGUUCGGUUGCUGUCUGGUAAACUUAGUUUGAACUUAGUUAAACUUAGUUUGAAGCUUUUAUCUCUGUGCUCCCCAGUUUUACAGGUUUGGCUUGAACUUCUUGCCUUGUACCCUGUCCAGCAGUCAUCUUGCACUUGUUGGUAUUGAGGGAUUACUUGACUACAACUGAGUGAAUGUUUAGAGAGUAAAUGCAUGAAGGUCAGAUGGAAUGAAAAAUGUUUCAAAAAAAAAAUUUUUUUGGACAUGCAGCAGAUAAUCUGAAGAAUGGAGUUUUUGCUACAGUGCUUAGUGAAUGACUGCUGGUAUGUCUGAAUAAAUAGGAGUUUGUUUUCA
Rhea pennata is the source of this 2342-nucleotide messenger RNA. RefSeq names its product zinc-regulated GTPase metalloprotein activator 1B-like. The record is from RefSeq and is a predicted model, not a curated record. The transcript has 15 exons. Bases 92 to 1204 code for a protein of 370 amino acids. Lineage: Eukaryota; Metazoa; Chordata; Aves; Rheiformes; Rheidae. Gene Ontology annotation, cellular component: cytoplasm.